Molecule: messenger RNA, 1838 nt
Organism: Talaromyces proteolyticus
Lineage: Eukaryota; Fungi; Ascomycota; Eurotiomycetes; Eurotiales; Trichocomaceae
Product: MFS general substrate transporter
Exons: 4
Coding region: 67-1614 (515 amino acids)
Biological process (GO): transmembrane transport
Molecular function (GO): transmembrane transporter activity
Source: RefSeq, a predicted model, not a curated record
GGUUUAGCAUGGAGUUUGUCCAAGCAUUAUCAUUACUCUCUUCACUCACUGGAAGACACCUUUCUCAUGGCCAGCAAAAUUGACCAGGACGGUCCGGAACAGGUCGAGGAUGUCGAGCUUAAGCCGGCACCUAGCAAUGCCAGAGCUCAUCUCGUCCCUCGCCCAUCCGAGGAUGAGGGUGAUCCGCUGAACUGGCCCAUGAAGCUUAAGCUGCUGAUCCUGUUCCAAGUCUGCUGGCUUGCGUUUCUUGGGACGUGGAAUACGGCGGCAAUCAACCCAUCAUAUGUUUACCUCGCUGAAGAUCUUGGGGUUUCAGAAAUCCAAGCUUCCUACCAAACGACAAUUGCUGUGGCCCUAAAUGGCGUGGGACCUUUCAUCUGGAUCCCCUUGGCUAAUGUCUUCGGCCGCCGCUUCGUCUAUCUGCUUACCACGUUUAUUGGAUUCGUCACUGCUCUUGGCUGCGGCUUUGUCCACAGCUUUGGCGCCCUGGUUGGUAUUCGUGCGAUCAAUGGUCUGUUCCCAGUGUCAAUGGCUCUUGGCCCAGCAACCGUGACCGAUCUAUUCUUCUACCACCAGCGUGGUCGUGCCCUUGGCCUGUUCACCGUCAUGCUAACAUCCGGCUCCCAUUUCGCUGCCCUAUUCGGUGGACCUGUUGCCAAAUUUCUCAGUUGGCGCUGGAUCUUUUGGAUUACUGCUGCCAUGAAUUUUGUCACUCUGCUCGUCCUGAUCGUUGCUUUACCUGAGACCAUGUACUACGAGCCUAGAACUUAUUCAGACACCAGCACCCAUCCACCUAAGCUCACAAGGGCCAAGUAUCGACAGCUGCUCCGGCCAUGGACCACUUUCCCUGGUGUUCGUCUCAAGGCCAAGCAUAUUGUCUUACCAGCCUUCCGAAUUGGUCUCUAUCCUUCAGUGCUCUUUCCCAGUUUGUACUAUGCCUCCCAGUACUGCUUCGCCGCCAUUUUCCCUGCCGUCACCUACUCUAUUAUUUUCAAGCAGCGCUUUGGCUGGAACUCUUUCCAGAGCGGUCUGGCUUAUGGAGGAACGAUGACUAUCGGCUCUAUUGCUGGGGAGCUCCUUGCGGGUAGGAUCAUUGACAACAUCGUUCGACGCGAGGCGAAGCGACUAGGUGUUGAUAACCCACCUCCAGAAGUACGAUUCAAAGGACUAUGGACAGGAGCAGUCCUUGUGCCGGCGGGAUUGCUGAUUUUCGGCUUCACUAUGCAAUACAAGACGCAUUGGGUUGGUCCUCUAGCGGGCAUGUUCCUCGGAAUCUUUGGGAUCCAGGUAGUUGCGACGGUCUGUUACACAUAUAGCAUUGAUUCGUAUCGCUUAGAGGGCUCCGAGGUUGCCCAAUUCUUCAACUUCUGUCGUCAGAGUACUAGUUGCACUAUUGCAUUCUAUGGAGUCCGACUAUGCCAGUCUAUCGGGUAUCAAUUUGCCUUCCUCAUGUUUGCCCUUGUGGGCAGUGUCCUUGCAUUUGCUCCGGUGCUGUGGCUUAUGUGGAAGGGUCAAUAUAUUCGGGAGAAACUAGGCAGGCCGACUGAUGUAAGUGUGGCGGAGGAAAUCAUCUCGGAUUACAAUGUAGUCCAUCGCAAUCGCACCAGAGAGUAGAUGAUAUAGCAAAAUAAAAUAAAAAUGAGACUGUCGUCUGCCUCAAUGUCCUAGACAUACAAAGGCGUACAAGACGGUGGUCGCUUCGCUAUUAUUAACAUUGAAAGGUACGCGCAUUUAAAAUAGACUCACAAUGCUGCAAAUUCGUGGAGCGCACCGACGAUAAAAUUGACUGUCGUAUUCCAUUAAAACAAUCUCCAAGUUGAACUUCUCGUCUUCGGUGU